Molecule: messenger RNA, 1512 nt
Organism: Neurospora tetraspora
Lineage: Eukaryota; Fungi; Ascomycota; Sordariomycetes; Sordariales; Sordariaceae
Product: general substrate transporter
Exons: 9
Coding region: 1-1512 (503 amino acids)
Biological process (GO): transmembrane transport; carbohydrate transport
Cellular component (GO): membrane
Molecular function (GO): carbohydrate:proton symporter activity
Source: RefSeq, a predicted model, not a curated record
AUGGGAGGCAAGAUCACAGAAACAUGGCUCACAAAACCAUUCUUGACUUCGAUCUUCCUAGGGCUCGGCGGUUUCCUCUACGGCUUUGACUCGGGUAUCAUCACUCCAAGUCUCGCUCUGAACUCCUUCCUGAAAUACUUCGACAAUCCCGAUGCCCCUCUCCGAGGAGCUAUUGUGUCAGUUUACCAGGCAGGUGCAUGGCUGGGAAGUGCCUCUGUUGGUAUAACCAGUGAUAGGCUCGGAAGACGGAAAGCGAUUGCGUUCGGGUGUGCCUUUGGGGUCCUCGUGGGUGCACUGAUGACCGGUGCGGCACAUGUUGCUAUGCUUAUCAUUGGUCGCAUGCUUGUUGGAUAUGCCGUCGGUACAAUCACAGGCGUUGCACCGGUCUUUGGAGCAGAGAUUGCAAAGACCCAUGAGAGGGCAAGAAUAAACGCAGUUACCCAGAUGAUGUGUGCUUGGGGCUUCUUUGUCGCCCUUUGGACGGGAGUAGGGGAAGGCAAGUGGCAUAACUCCAACCAGUGGAGGCUCGGUUUUGCUAUCCAGAGCAUUCCAGCCCUCGCUCUUGGAGUCGGAGUCCUGUUUAUCAGUGAGUCGCCAAGAUGGCUUUGCCUGAAAGGCCGUCAUGAAGAAGCAGAGAAGGCCUUUCGCAGCUAUCAUCACAACGGCUCCAACGAUGAGUGGUGCAGGGAGGAGUUCAGCCGUAUGCAAGCCAACAUUGCGAUCGAGCUACAGGCUCGAGGCGAUCUUUCCUGGGCAGAGCUCCUCAAGACGCCGGCCUUCAGGAAGCGUCUUUUUGUCGGAUCCUUUGUCUGGGCGUCUGCGAUGUUGAGCGGCAUCAGCUUUAUCCAGUAUUUCCAACCAGCCAUCUAUGCAACACUGCAGUAUAAUCAGGAUCAGCAGCUUCUCAUAAGCGGGCUAUACGGAUCGGUGGCUCCGGUGGCGUGCCUGGCGUCCCUGCUCUUCGUGGACCGCAUCGGUCGAAAGAAGAUUCUGGUCUCCAGCGCUUCACUUCUGUCAGUCUGUUACCUGAUUAUCACCAUCAUCGCUGCCGUCUUUCCGGCCCGACCAGGGUUCCCAACAAACGAGGCAGCUCAGCGCGGUCUCAUCGCCUGCAUCUUUGUUGUAUCGGCCAACUACUCGGCUCUUUUGGGUCCGAUGACUUGGAUCAUUCCGCCCGAGGUCUUCACCACCGAGUUAAGAGGCAAGGCAAAUGCCGUCGUCCAGGUCCUGCAUUAUUCCAUUAGCCUGAUUAUCACCCAAUGUUCGCCCAUUGCUUUGGCUGCAGUAGGCUGGAAGUAUUACAUCUUCUUUAUCCUUAGCAACGCGCUGUGUGCGAUUGUGUUUGCGCUUGUGUAUCCCGAAACAAGAGGCAAAUCGCUUGAAGACAUGAGCGAGAUAUUUGGCGACAUCAAGCGAAGGACGGAACCAGAGUUGGGCAACGCCCUCAUACUCAGUAUCGAGACUAAAUCCCAACGCCAAGUACAGGAAGGAUCACUGAUGGGGUCCGGUUAG